Amoebophrya sp. A120 is the source of this 730-nucleotide messenger RNA. The record is from the annotation of a GenBank genome assembly. NCBI's taxonomy places the organism in Eukaryota, Dinophyceae, Syndiniales, Amoebophryaceae.
GAGGAUCCCAGCGCGCACGAUUGGCGUUGUUGGCAGUCCACUUCGGAAAGUGGGCAGAUGGGCGCGCGGCUCCGCAGCCUGCAGAAGACCGCGCCGCCUCUGGCCGGCGUGCCGGAAAAGCGUGGGGUUGUCUGCCCGCAAUCCCGGGCCCCGCAGUCCCGGAUCAUCUCGCCGACCUUGACGCGCUGACUUCUUGGGACUUGGCAUACUCUCCGGGAGGACCUGGCCCCUUGCCGUGCCGUGCCCCGAUGAAUUGCGAGGCUAGGAGGCCGCCUCCCCCCGGGCAGGCAGUCUAUCAAUUCCCCGCGCUGAGCCGGCGCGCGCCUUCUUCCAUCAGCAGCCGGCUGAGCGCCGCUGCCAUCUGUCUCCGUACGCCCUAGGGGGUUCGAAGCAACACGCGCGCGGUGCUGGACACCGCUUGCAUUGGGCUACAUUUUCUCUGCGGGCGAGGCACUGCUUUCCUCUGCGAAAUUUUUAGAGCAAAAGGGGCACGAGGCCGAGGAAGGAGCGGCGAACGAAGCAGGUACGGCAAAGCGCUGCCGUGUGUGUGCCCGGUGGGUGCAUGCCGUGCCUGUGGGUCGUCCUCCUGAUACAUAGAAAGCGCGGCGCCGGCCCCGGUCGGGCCGGGAGCCUGGCGAGUGGCCUCCCAGGAGCGGACCAGACUUCCUCGCGCUCUUCAUGUUUUUCGGCGAGCGGUGGCCUGUGGCCCCGCCCCCUUUCUGUGUGCCCC